AUGUUCGCCAAGACUCUGCUGGCUUCGGCUGCCCUCAUCGGCAACGUCGCCGCUUAUGAGGACGCCAAGAUUGUUAGCAACAACCCCCACGGUGUUACAUAUGCCGGCAUCCUCCCCACAGAGCCCUUCUUCAAGGGCGCCAACCUCGAUGGCAAUGUCGUCGGAUCCAUAUCUGCCACUGCUGCCGACGAUGGUGUUGGUACAAAGUUUACCGUCGAGUUCUCCAACUUUCCCAAAUCUGGAGGUCCCUUCAUCUACCACAUCCACGUCAAGCCUGCUAUCGGCGGCAACUGUACUGCGACUCUCGGCCACCUCGAUCCCACCAAACGUGGCGACCAGCCCCCUUGUGUUGCCUCCACACCCUCGCAAUGCCAAGUCGGCGACCUCAGCGGCAAGUACGGCAAUAUCACCUCGGAUCCGUUCAUCACCGAGUUCACCGACCCUUUCACUUCGCUCCAGCCUGGCGCUGAGGCCUUCUUUGGCGACCGUUCCUUUGUCAUUCACUACGCCAACACCACCCGCCUCACUUGCGCCGACUUCCAGAAGGUUGAGUCUUCGACCGCUCCCGAGUGUGAUGGUGACCACCCCCGGCCCACCGGCGGCUACGUCUCCCCUACGGCUUCCGGUGUUCCCACUGUCGGCAGCCCCGUCCCUACGGUCCCUGUUGUUGCUGGCGCCUCCAAAGUCGCCGUUGCCGUUGCCGCUCCUCUUCUCGCCCUUGGCGCCGCUGCCAUGUUGCACUAA
Beauveria bassiana ARSEF 2860 is the source of this 744-nucleotide messenger RNA. Its product is annotated as superoxide dismutase. Gene Ontology annotation, molecular function: metal ion binding. Lineage: Eukaryota; Fungi; Ascomycota; Sordariomycetes; Hypocreales; Cordycipitaceae. The coding region runs from base 1 to 744 and encodes 247 amino acids. The record is from RefSeq and is a predicted model, not a curated record. Gene Ontology annotation, biological process: superoxide metabolic process. The transcript has 2 exons.